CUCCACAUGCAAUCGCCACUUGAACGAGACAAUGAAGGUAGGCGGAACAUACGGCGCCACCAUCACACUUGGUGAAUAUGGUCCAUACUGGAGAAUGUUGAGGCGUCUUUGCGUUGCUGAACUUUUCUCUCGGAAGCGUAUUAUUGAUACCGCUCCUUUACGUAGAAGAUGUGUGGAUAAAUUGAUAAAAUGGAUAGAUGAUGAAGCCAAAGAACAAUCAGAACACGGGGUUGAACUUGCACGUUAUGUUUUUGCUAGCGCAUUUAACGUGAUGGGAAAUAUAAUGCUUUCUAGGGACCUUGUUGAUCCUAAGUCUAGCAAAGGAAAUGAGUUCUUCAAUUUGACUUCUGAACUAACUGCGAUUACAGGGAAACCAAAUCUAGCUGAUUUCUUCCCUGUUCUACGCUGGUUCGACCCUCAAGGAUUAAAAAAGCAUACAGAAGAAAAGAAAAACCAAGUUCUUGAUAUCGUUGAUAGCUUCAUAGAGGGACGUCGCCGACAAGACAUCGAAGGUAAACAAUCCCGCAACAAGGAGCAAAAAGACCUCUUGGAUGUUUUGAUGGAAUUUGAAGGCAACGGAAAAGAUGAACCUGCUAAGAUUUCAGAUAGAAAUCUCAAUAUAUUUAUAUUGGAAUUAUUUAUCGGUGCAUCAGAGACAACAAACAGUACCGUGGAGUGGGCGAUGGCAGAACUUCUCCGACAACCAGAGGCAAUGAAGAAGGUAAAAGCUGAAAUCACCAAAGUUGUGGGUUUUCAGAGGAAUUUAGAAGAGAGCGACAUCAAAGAUUUACACUAUUUAGACGCAGUGAUUAAAGAGACAUUAAGGUUACAUCCCCCAUUGCCGCUUCUCAUUCCUAGAACCACUAUCAAAGAUAUGGAGUUAAUGGGGUAUAUCAUACCAAAGGACACACAAAUUUUCAUUAAUGUUUGGGGACUUGGACGAGACCCAUGUAGUUGGGAAGAUGCAGAUUCCUUUAAGCCGGAGCGGUUCAUAGAUGCUUCAAAUCUUGAUUACCGAGGACAAAACUUCGAUUAUCUACCAUUUGGAGCAGGGCGACGUAUAUGUCCAGGGAUUCCUCUAGGUCACCAAAUGCUUCACCUUGUACUAGGUUCACUGAUUCAUUCUUUCGAUUGGUCUCUUGCAAAUGGUGUUACUCCGGAGACUCUAGACAUGGGAGAAAGAAUGGGAACUUCACUAAGAAAGGACAUUCCCUUGAAAGCAAUACCGAAACCCUUAUUUAUAUGAUUAUUAAACUAGGUACCAUGGUUUGAAAAUAAAUUAGGUUUCUCGUACCUGUAAGGUUUAUGAUGUAUUGUCAA
This is a messenger RNA of Papaver somniferum (opium poppy), 1320 nucleotides long. RefSeq names its product cytochrome P450 76A2-like. Gene Ontology annotation, molecular function: heme binding; oxidoreductase activity, acting on paired donors, with incorporation or reduction of molecular oxygen; iron ion binding. The record is from RefSeq and is a predicted model, not a curated record. The coding region runs from base 32 to 1246 and encodes 404 amino acids. Lineage: Eukaryota; Viridiplantae; Streptophyta; Magnoliopsida; Ranunculales; Papaveraceae. The transcript is spliced from 2 exons.